AUGACGUCGAGCAACACCGGCCUCGCCAAAUACCUCUCCACGCACACGUCCUUCCAAGACCCGCGCUCGUCCUCUUCUCCCCUUCCCGCACUCUACUCCGAUCUUUCGCGGCAGCGCAAAUCCAAUCCUGCCGGCUACCGUGCUAGCGUCGAGUGGUGGAAGGGCAUUCUGCUGGAUGUCACCUUUGCCGGUGUUCAGUUCGACCGUGAUCCACCAUCUUCCACAUCAAUCUCAGCCUCAGGGAUGGGCGAAGUAGUAGACCGAACGACUUUUCGCCUGGACGAGUCCACCAAAGCGCGAUGGACAAUCCCCGGUGUCGGCCGCCCUCUAGGCCUCGGCACCGUCAUCGCGGACCUCGAGCGCGAACGCACCGUCAUCCCGCUCUCCUCAUACCUCAAGUCUCCGACACCCCUUUCCGGCCCCUCCCCCUCCUCAGGUCUGCGAUCCUACAUCCCAACAACACGCGGCGUAGCAUCAGCUCUGCUCCUCACACCAGCAAAAUGGGCCGCUUCUUCCCUAUACACCCUCGCCCUCGGCUCCAAGGAAGACGAUGCAGAGUACAGCGAAGACGAGCGUCUGUUCCGACUCAAGCGCGGUGAAUGGGUCUUCUUCCCCCUGGUCGAGCGUCUCUCCACCUCCUUUUUGAUGCACUUCUACGCCAACGAGGCCUCCUUGUCGCCACUAUCGCUGCUCAUGACGACGUCGGAGUUUCACACCAAGCUAGCGGCGCAGUGUGGAUUUGAGCCGUCCGAGCGGGAUGCGUUGCUGGUGCUCAAGUACCUUUCUCGGGAUCGACGCGAGGGUCCAGCAGCGGUGGUGCAGGACGGGCUGAUCAAGUUCGCACCAACCGAAUACGACCCUGUCGAACCAAUCACCUCUGAAGAUCGUGACAUCCUCGCUGUUCACUCCACCCUGCUUCGGCUCGAUACGCAGAUCUCUUCGCUCGAAACCCAGAUCACCACCCGUAACGAGAGCAUCAAGACCGCUCUUCGGGCUAACAACCCAAGCUUGGCCAAAACCCACCUGCGCAGCCGCAAAGCUCUCGAGGAAGCUCUGCAGAAACGUCGUGGCGUGAGAGAGACGCUAUCGGGCGUGCUAGCAAAUAUCGAACAGGCCAAGGGCGACGUCGAGGUCAUGCGCGCUCUCAAGGCGAGCGAAGGCGUGUUGCGCGGCGUGUUGGGCAGGAAGGAGUUGCAGGUGGAGAAUGUGGAAAGUGUCAUGGACGGGUUGCAGGAGCUGGUGGGUGUGCAGGACGAGGUGGAUGGUGUGAUUCGGGACGGGGCGAGGGUGCAUGUGGAUGAGGAGGAGAUGGAGGAGGAGUUGCGGGUGUUGGAGGCGGAGAAGCGGCGAGAGGAGGGGGAGAAGACGGAGAGGAGGGAGGGAGAGGAGAGAGAGAAGAGGGAGCGGGAGCGGGAGGAGGCGAAGAAGGUGCAGGAGAGCAAGGAGGCGGAAGACAAGAAGCAGGAGGAGGAGCUCAAGGCGCGGUUUGAGCGAUUGAGAGUUGCGCAAGGUCCCAUCUCGACACCAGGCGAGACAGCAUCACAGACACAUGCGAAGGAACCCUCAUUGUCGAAAGAAGCCAUCACCGAAUAG
This is a messenger RNA of Kalmanozyma brasiliensis GHG001, 1593 nucleotides long. RefSeq names its product Snf7. Lineage: Eukaryota; Fungi; Basidiomycota; Ustilaginomycetes; Ustilaginales. Gene Ontology annotation, biological process: vesicle budding from membrane; late endosome to vacuole transport via multivesicular body sorting pathway. The record is from RefSeq and is a predicted model, not a curated record. Gene Ontology annotation, cellular component: multivesicular body; cytoplasmic side of plasma membrane; ESCRT III complex. The transcript has a single exon. The coding region runs from base 1 to 1593 and encodes 530 amino acids.